Saccostrea echinata is the source of this 693-nucleotide messenger RNA. RefSeq lists its product as uncharacterized. The record is from RefSeq and is a predicted model, not a curated record. NCBI's taxonomy places the organism in Eukaryota, Metazoa, Mollusca, Bivalvia, Ostreida, Ostreidae. The coding region runs from base 1 to 681 and encodes 226 amino acids. The transcript has 2 exons.
AUGGCUUCUCCCUACUCAUCUACAGAGGAGACAACCAAUGCAAAUAGAAUUUGUCGUCUUAUCCUGGGUCCAUGCACUGAUGAACUUCAUGAUGUAUUAUGCCAUUUUGUUCCACCACAAGCACUUUCACAUGUCAUUCAUGUCUUCCAUGUCAACCAAAAAAAACCUGGUCGUGGACUUCCUCUAACAGGUCCACAGAGAGAUUUGAUUUUACCCAGGAAUGGAAGCUAUACUGGAAAUUAUGACGAUAUGGAUAUCUCUCUGCUGUACAUAUUAUUAAGAAACAUAUGUGGUAUACCAUCACAUUCAAAUGGUUGGGGUAAUGAUCCAGAUCCAAUUGACUACUCACCUUCUGCCUGUAUAGAAAGAAUUCGAUUGGCCAGAAAUCAAUGUGUACACUCACCAACUUCCUCUCUCUCCAACACAGAGUUCAGUAAUAUCUGGUCCACCAUCAGAUCAGCAGUUGUGAGUUUAGACACCUUCCUCAGUAAUGGAUGUAAGUAUGAGAGGGAGGUUGAUUUCCUUCGACGUGAAACCAUGGACCCUGUGCGUGACAAGCACUACCAAGAGGAACUGAAAAAACAAGUGCAAGAGGAUUUGAAGACUAGAGAAAUGGUUACCAAUCUCAAACGAAAAAUGGAAGAAAAUGCAGAAAAAGGUGUAGGAAUUGAAAACAGGUGAAGAGGUUGGAUG